Cololabis saira (Pacific saury) is the source of this 2517-nucleotide messenger RNA. RefSeq names its product carbohydrate sulfotransferase 6-like. The record is from RefSeq and is a predicted model, not a curated record. Gene Ontology annotation, biological process: carbohydrate metabolic process; sulfur compound metabolic process; N-acetylglucosamine metabolic process. Gene Ontology annotation, molecular function: N-acetylglucosamine 6-O-sulfotransferase activity. Lineage: Eukaryota; Metazoa; Chordata; Actinopteri; Beloniformes; Belonidae. Gene Ontology annotation, cellular component: Golgi membrane. The coding region runs from base 153 to 1334 and encodes 393 amino acids. The transcript has 2 exons.
CUGCCAUCACAGCAGCAGCACCUUUGGCUCUCAAACUGGAGCAGAGCAGCACCGAGCACCACUGAUGAAAAGUUAACGAGGCGGUGUGACUCUCCUGCACGAAAGACAAAAAUAAGGAGCUGUAAACCAGGAGCUGACAGAUAUCCACAGCAAUGAUGUCAUUAGGCAAAGUGAAAUUCAACAGAAUGAUUUUUCUGCUGAUCCUUCAGGGGUUGGUAGUGGUGCUCUUCUAUGGAUGUUAUGUUCAUCGCAGACCACCCGACACUCCUCCUUCCACUGGUAAAGUUCAUGUUCUGGUGCUGUCGUCAUGGCGAUCGGGCUCAUCCUUCAUGGGUCAGGUAUUCAGUCAGCACCCGUCUGUCUUCUAUCUCAUGGAGCCUGCUUGGCAUGUGUGGUCCACAGUAAAGUCACCGACUGCACGACUGCUUCGGAUGGCUGUGAGGGAUCUAAUGCGGAGUAUAUUCCAGUGUGACUUCUCAGUAAUGGAUUCCUACCUGCCAGAACAAUACAAUUUGUUCAUGUGGAGUCACAGUCGAGCACUGUGUUCCCCGCCUGCCUGUCCCCUCACACCACGUAACCAGAUGAGCAGUGAACCCCAGUGCUUCCAGAAAUGUGAUUUUCAAGGCCUGCAGAAGGUGGAAGAGGCCUGUGGCACGUACAGUCACGUGGUGUUAAAAGAAGUGCGAUUUUUUGAGCUAGAAUCCCUUUACCCUCUUUUUCAGGACCCAAAAAUGGAUCUCCGCAUCAUCCAUCUGGUCCGAGACCCCCGGGCCGUGCUGAGGUCCAGAGAGGAGUCAGCCCCAUUACUUUCUAGAGAUGACAGUAUUGUUUUGGAGCAGAGAAAGGUGCCAGCUGCUGAGGUGCAGUACCAAGUCAUUCAGGAGAUCUGCCGCAGCCAUGUACGCAUUAAUGAGAGGGCUGUACUGAAGCCCCCUCCAUUUCUGAAAGGACGCUACAAACUAGUUCGCUAUGAGGAUGUGGCACGCAACCCACUUAAGGAGGUUAAUGACAUUUAUGAGUUUGUAGGUUUAGGGAUGACCCCACAACUGGAGGACUGGAUCUACACACUCACACAUGGAGAGGGUAAAGGCCCAGCUUUUCAAGUUACCUCUCGAAAUGCUACAAACGUCUCCCAGGCUUGGCGCACCAUGCUGCCUUACAGCAAGGUCAAACGUGUUCAGGAAGUGUGUGAAGGAGCCAUGUCACUGCUGGGCUACAAGACAGUUAAGAGUGAAGAAGAGCAGAAGAGACUUGACAUUGAUCUGCUGGUUCCUCAAGAACCAUAUCAGUUGAGCUGGGUAUCAACAAAAAAAGAGCAUAAAAGUAAAAGAUAAAAGAUAGACAACAACUUAUCAGUACUGGAUACAGAGGACUGAAUUCUGUAUCAGAUGAAACAAUUAGUGAGGUUACAAUACAGUAAUCCCUUCACCUUUCACUGUCUCACUGCUUCAUGGAUUUGCAUUUUGCAUUGUGUUCUGCAGAGCGAACAUAGCGGAGUCAGGAUGCAGCGGCACAGUCAGAAGAGCAGUGAAAUACGCGCAAGUCACAAUUUGUCCUUCUGUACUUAUUGUAUUUUUUUUUCAUAAUCAUUUUUCAUUUUCUUCCGUUCAAAUCCUAUUACUCGGGUCGUGGUGGGGCGGUUCUGAUCUCCGCAAUUUGAAGCCUGAUUAGAAUUUUUUUUUUUUUACAGUACAGUACAGUAGUUAUUUGUAAAAAAAAAAAAAAAAAAAACCUUUACAGGUACAGUAUACAGUACUUUUAUUUGUUAAACAAAUUGCUUGGGCCCGUAAAAAGGUUUUGUUCUUUGGUUUCAAUGUAUUAAGUAUUUCAUUGUAUAAUAUUUGUAAAAAAAAAAAAAAAGGUUACUACUUCGGGGAUUUCACCUAUCACGGGUUCUAUUUGGAACGUAACCCCCGUGAAAAACGAGGGAUUACUGUAUUCAAAAGUUAGAGAUCAGUAGUACUACAACAACCCUACAUCGAUCAGGAUUUGUCGUUUAUACCGUAUAUUAAUCAGGUUUGUAAAAUAGCGUCUUGACAUUGAUCUGCUGUGGGGACAGUCUUGCUGUAACGGCAGGUCUUGUCCCACUAGAGGUUCACUUAAUUGUGUAAUAAGCCAGCCAUCUGACAUAUAAGCUGUUUCCCAGUUUGAAGUACACCAAGUUCAGAUUGAAUUACUUGGUAGUUUGUACUUGGUAUGUAGGAUUCAGGAGAUGGUGCUUUUCAAUCUUUAUGUAACUGGAACUGUAGUUUGCUUCUUUACUUGAUGGUAUCACUGCUCAGGUAGCAGGCUAACAUAUUUAAAACAUCUACAAUUGAAUAUAAAAUAAAAAUGUUGAACAUUAAUACACUCAGAAUGGACCACGGUUUCCUCUGGCAAAAGUGUCAGUAACCCCUUACUUUGUGUGAUGUGUUUUUUUUAACGGUUUGUAUGCCUUUUUUGUUUUUCAUUUGGUGUAAAUAAAGUUUGGUGGGGGUGAAUAGAAAAAACUCAGAAGACUCCAAAUAAAAUUUUCAA